Messenger RNA from Paramuricea clavata, 1286 nucleotides. Lineage: Eukaryota; Metazoa; Cnidaria; Anthozoa; Malacalcyonacea; Plexauridae. The record is from the annotation of a GenBank genome assembly.
AUGAAAGGAUGGUCCACUCCACAAGAUGAAGCGAUUAAACCGUUUUACCAGCGGAAAAACGAACUAACAGUUCACUGUGGUGUCCUAAUGCUUGGACACAGAGCAGUCAUUCCUGCAAAGUUGCGUAAUCAAGUGUUAACCGAGCUUCACGAAGGUCACCUCGGUAUUGUUAAAAUGAAGUCUCUGGCACGAAGUUUCAUCUGGUGGCCCAAAAUUGGUAAGGACAUUGAGCACCUAGCCAAGAGCUGCCCUGGUUGUCAACUUCAACAAAAUGAAGCCGGCAAAGUACCACUACACCCUUGGGAAUGGCCAACCACAUCUUGGCAGAGAAUCCAUUUAGAUUUUGCUGGGCCGUUCCUAGGACGAAUGUUCCUUAUCAUUGUAGAUGCACACUCGAAGUGGCCUGAAGUGGAAAUAAUGCCAUCCACCACAUCGACGCAGACCAUUGACCGACUCCGAACUAUUUUUGCCCGAUAUGGAGUGCCAGCACAGGUGGUGACCGACAAUGGGCCACAAUUUACAUCCUCAGAGUUCCAACUAUUUUUGAAGACUAAUGGUAUCAAGCAUAUUACCACGGCCCCAUUCCACCCUGCAACCAACGGUCAAGCGGAACGUUUUGUUCAGAGUUUCAAACAUGCUAUGAAAUGCGAGAAACAAAGUGCAUCCCAGCUGAAAACCAAUAUGGCAAAGUUCCUUUUGGCUUACCGGAAUACCCCGCAUUCGACGACUGGAGAAUCACCGUCCGUGUUGUUUUUGGGCAGACCGCUACGGACUCGCCUCGAUUUGGUGAAACCUGAUUUACAAAGGAAAGUGAUGAGCAGGCAAAUCGAUCAAGCGGGGAGGAAAGGACAUUCCCCCACACGUCAGAUAUCCAUUGGUCAGACUGUCAUGGCACGUAACUACAGUGGGAAAGACAAGUGGCUACCAGGUAUAGUUCUAGCUCAAACGGGACCGCUUUCGUACGAGAUAAAAGUUGGUCCAAAUCGAAUUUGGCGACGGCACAUCGACCAGCUUCGAGCCUCUAGUGUGAAAGUAAUGACCAUAGUGAUGAUACGGCUGAACCUCAUCCAGAGCUCGGAGAGACUGGCCAGAAUAUUGCACCAGCAGAAGAAAUUGUCGCAGAGCCGGAUAUCGAACUAGCCACGAAUCCACCAGUAGUGCAACAACAAGAAGCCGGUAGGGCUACAACAGGAUCUGAACAACGCUAUCCAACUAGAUCACACCAACCACCCGAGAGGUGGGGUCUUAACUGUUUGAUCCGAAAACUGUUUAAGAAAACUACAUAG